GGGAAAAUAAGGAAUCUCUUUAACUUGACAAAUACUGCAUGGAGAGCGUGCCGUGCUAAAGUGUCCCCUUUCUCGUCUCCAGCUAAAUCGUACAGCUAUGAAGGUCCUUGCGGUUCUCGCCCUGGCUGUCUUCGCCGGCUGCCAUGCCAACCUCUUCUACGCCGACGAGCCCAAGCCACAGCUGGAGGUGCUGACCGAUGCAUUCUGGGACUAUGUGGCCAAAGCAACUCGAACAGCUGAUGACACUCUCCAGAUGAUCAAGAAAUCUCAACUUGGACAGGAAGUGAAUGCCCGUCUCAUGCAGAGCGCUGACGUGGCUAGCCAGUAUGCAGUCACUCUGCAGGACCAGCUCCCCCCACUGGCCCAGGACCUCGUGGCCAAGAUUAGCCAGGAGGCAGAGGUGCUGAGGGAGCGUCUGAGCCAGGACCUGAGCACUGUCAAGGGUAAACUGCAGCCUUAUGCUGAGGAGCUGAGGAGCCAGAUCCAGCAGAGGGUGGAGCAGCUCAAACAGGAGCUGGCCCCCUAUGCAGAGUCCCUGGACUCAGAGGCCCUGAAGAUCGCCCUGGUCCAGAAGAGUGAGGAGCUGAGGCUCACCCUGGAGCAGAGGAUCCAGGAACUGCAGACUCAGCUGGGCCCCUACACAGAGGAGCUGAAGCAGAGAGUAGACCCCCACCUGCAGGACUUCCAGAGGAGCGUCACCCCCAUGGUGGAUAAGGUCCAGGUUGAGCUGACCCAAAGAGCCGAACAGAUGAAGCAGAUGGUGGCGCCAUACGCCGAGGACCUGAGGGAAAAGCUGGACCCCUACGCCCAGGACCUCCAGGCCCAGCUCCUUGCCCUCUAUCAGUCUUUCACCAAUACCAACUAAACAACUUCAACCUUCCCUUCACAUUGAACAAACCAUCCUGGCCAAGAUCUCUCUCCCGACUCAGGCACGUGCCCCUACUGUCAAGAAAAUGGCCGAACGCUCAUAAGUUUGAAAAAUUCAAGAUGUCAUUGGGUUUACUUUUGUACAUAUAGGUUAUGUCAGUGACGGUGCUUUCUCUGCUUUGUUAACGUUCUAAAUUAUGAAAAUAAAAACAAAAG
This is a messenger RNA of Lampris incognitus (smalleye Pacific opah), 1083 nucleotides long. Its product is annotated as apolipoprotein A-IV-like. The transcript has 3 exons. The record is from RefSeq and is a predicted model, not a curated record. Gene Ontology annotation, molecular function: cholesterol binding; phospholipid binding; phosphatidylcholine-sterol O-acyltransferase activator activity. NCBI's taxonomy places the organism in Eukaryota, Metazoa, Chordata, Actinopteri, Lampriformes, Lampridae. Gene Ontology annotation, biological process: reverse cholesterol transport; cholesterol efflux; positive regulation of lipid biosynthetic process. Gene Ontology annotation, cellular component: blood microparticle; high-density lipoprotein particle; chylomicron. Bases 98 to 865 code for a protein of 255 amino acids.